This is a messenger RNA of Melanaphis sacchari, 658 nucleotides long. Its product is annotated as fas apoptotic inhibitory molecule 1. Lineage: Eukaryota; Metazoa; Arthropoda; Insecta; Hemiptera; Aphididae. The transcript is spliced from 4 exons. The coding region runs from base 104 to 658 and encodes 184 amino acids. The record is from RefSeq and is a predicted model, not a curated record. Gene Ontology annotation, biological process: canonical NF-kappaB signal transduction; positive regulation of neurogenesis; negative regulation of extrinsic apoptotic signaling pathway via death domain receptors.
GAACAGUUGAACACCGACUGUUGAAUCAUUACUAUUUAACUAAUAUUGAUUUGUUAACUGAACGCCAAAAAGUUUUGUAUAGAGUCUGUUUGAUUACUGACUAAUGACAGAGAAAACAAAAUAUAACGAAGACACGGUGGCGGUGUGGAAACUACCGUUAGUAGACGGUGUUCAUGAAAUAGAAUUUGAACACGGAACAGCUACUGGUAAAAGAGUUAUUAGAUUGGAUGGAAAAAUAGUGAGACGAAAAGAAUGGAUGUUUCGAUUAGUUGGAGAUGAAGUUUUUGAUGUAGACAAUGUACAAUGCACUAUCAAAGUAGAACCAGAUGGGUUGUUUAUGUACACAUAUGAUUUGUUGGUUGACGGAAAGAGCUUAAAAGAUUUUUGCGAAUACAUCUCAAAAAAUCGAUCUACUUGGUUAAUUACUACGAACGACGGUGUUGAAAAUCGAAUUAUUCUUGAUAAAGCUUCAAUGGAUAUUAUUGUAAACGGAUCUCAAGUUACAGAUGCAAUGUCUGAAUUUAUUGAAAACGGUACAGAAACACAUUUUGCUGUUGGUGAAAUGUUAGCAACAAUACGAACUGAACAUAGUUGUGACAAAAAAAUUGGUGUCGUGCACAGUCUAUUCGUUAAUGGUGCAUUGAUUGUAGAAUUAUAA